This is a messenger RNA of Dromiciops gliroides (monito del monte), 2210 nucleotides long. RefSeq names its product nei like DNA glycosylase 3 (gene NEIL3). The record is from RefSeq and is a predicted model, not a curated record. Lineage: Eukaryota; Metazoa; Chordata; Mammalia; Microbiotheria; Microbiotheriidae. The coding region runs from base 56 to 1921 and encodes 621 amino acids. Gene Ontology annotation, biological process: base-excision repair. Gene Ontology annotation, molecular function: DNA-(apurinic or apyrimidinic site) endonuclease activity; DNA N-glycosylase activity; damaged DNA binding. The transcript is spliced from 10 exons. Gene Ontology annotation, cellular component: nucleus.
CAGCUUUCUCCCUGUGGGCUGGCAGCACGGCAGGGGAGGAGAGCCAACCCGGGCGAUGGUGGAAGGGCCGGGAUGCGUACUGAAUGCAGAGAAGAUCCGCGCCCGGGUGCGCCCGGGCCAGGCGGUGACCGGUGUCCGAGGGAGCGCCUUGCAGCCACCCUCGGCAUCCUUGCCCCCAGCAGCUCGCCCCGGGGCACCUGCAGCCUCUUCCGGGACUGCUCCAAUGAACAGUAAUAAAGAUUCCUGUUGGAGUUUCCCAGGAUUGCUUAAUGGAUGUGUUUACAGUGGUGUGGAAACUUUGGGGAAAGAGCUUUUUAUGUACUUUGGGGUAAAAGCCUUAAGAAUUCACUUUGGAAUGAAUGGCUCUGUCCUCAUUAAUCCACUCAAGAGUAAAGAUCAAACUAGAGCAUCCCCUGUUUUUGAAGUACAGCUCACCAAGGAUUUGAUUUGUUUCUAUGACUCAAGUGUGGAAUUCAGGAAUUCUCUGGAAAGCAAACAGAGGAUAAGGAUGAUGGAAGACUUAGAUGUCUGCUCACCCAAAUUUAACUUCUCAAGGGCAGAAAGUGAAGUAAAGAAACAGAAGGACCGGAUGUUAUGUGAUGUGUUGCUGGAUCAGAAUGUGUUACCUGGGGUAGGAAACAUCAUCAAAAAUGAAGCUCUCUUUGAUAGUGGACUCCACCCAGCAGUUAAAGUUUCUCAGCUAAAAGCUGAACAGACACAUCACCUUGUGAAAAUGAUACGUGACUUCACAAUCCUCUUUUAUAGGUGCCGCAAAACAGGCUCAGCUCUUUAUAGACACUAUAAGGUGUACAAACGUUCUGACUGUGGUCAGUGCAACAGCAAGAUAACUGUUUGUCGCUUGGGGGAGAAUAACAGAAUGACGUAUUUCUGUCCUCGGUGUCAAAAGGAAAAUCCUCAGUCUAUUGAUAUAAGCAAGCUGCCCACAAGAAACAGUCUAAUUGGCUGGGCAUAUAGCAGGGGGCUGCAUCCUAAUGAACAUGUUGCUCAGAAAGCUGAAGAGGAAUGGACGUGUGCUGUCUGCACCCUAAUAAAUAAGCCUUCUGCUAAGAAAUGUGAUGCUUGCAUGACUUCAAGGCCCAAUGAUGCAAAGACAGAGGAGGAUACCGAUCAUUCUGUUCCCUAUGACAACCAUUUGAUGAAGUAUCCUUGUAAUACUUUUGUCAAACAUCGUUCUGAAGUGAAGAUCAACCGGAAGACUGCAUUUGGAACGACAACGCUGGUUUUGACAGACCUAAGCAAUAAAUCCAAUUCUUUAGGAAGUAUCAGAAACCAAAACAUGAAGCCCAGUGGAGAUUUUCAAAACUCUCCUGUUGGUAGUGUUUGUUUUAGAGACGUACAAUGGCCCUCCAAGGAGAAAGGCAAAUAUAUGACUCUACCAUCGGACAAAGUCAACAGCUCACCAGUGUUUGACUCUCAAUUUGGUUUAUUAAGUCCAGCACCCAAAAAAUUAAAAACCAACCACUCAUUUCCAGAGCUUAACAAUUGCAGCCCUGGUUUCUCAAGUAUGUGUAAUGCUUCCAAAAGUGGCCCUACUUCUUUCAGUGAACUUCAAGUUAAUAUGACAGAUGGUACUUGUACAAAAAACAUUGACAGUCCUCGCUGCAAUCAACACAACCGCCUCUGCAUGCUCCGAGUUGUGAAGAAGGAUGGAGAAAGCAAGGGCAGGCUGUUUUAUGCUUGUUCUUUACCGAGAGGAAGCCAGUGUGGAUUUUUUGAAUGGGCAGAUUUAUCAUUUCCAUUCUGCAGCCAUGGAAAACGUUCAGUCAUGAGGACUGUGCUGAAAGUUGGUCCUAAUAAUGGAAGAAACUUUUUUGUAUGUCCCCUCAGGCAGGAUAAACAGUGUGAUUUCUUUCAAUGGGCGCAAAAUGGACCAGGAAUUAAGAUUAUCCCAGGAUGCUAAUUAUUUUUAAAUUUUAUAUCAUGUCUGGUUAUUAAUUUCUUAAAAUGCUAUAUAAGGUAUUUUUAUUUAAUUUUCGGGUUAAAUAAUAGCCACAGGUUAUUGGGAGGGCCACCAUGACGUUUGAGAAUUACUGUUGAUAUUUCAGAGUUUCCAGAAAUCUAUUAAGAUUUCUUCUAGCCUCCUCUGUAUAUAUUUAAUCUUCCCUCUUUAUUACUGUAUUACUUUUACCUCAUGAGGACAUUGUGUUUGGGGUUUUUUUGCUGAUAUCAAUAUUAAUGCCUUCUGUGUA